UGGUGACGUCACGGCGCUCGUCGGCGCCGCCUGUUGCGUCACGGGUCGGGCCAGCGGGGCGUUCUAGGGGUCUUUCGCUCUUGGCGCCGCAGGCGGCGGGCGCGUGCGCAGCCCGAUGAAGAAGGUGGUUUCCAAGCAGUCUCCGCCCAAGUUGAUUGGUAGGUGCCCUCCCCGCGCGGGGCGCCGGUUGCUACGGACGCAGUGGCGGCCGCUGGCUGGCGGGCGUGCGCGGCGUCGCCGCGGGUGCGGCGCAGCCUCGGUGUCUCGGGGCCGGGCGGUGCAGGGUCACGCUCACCGCCGGGACGGCACCAUGAAGUCUCUAAAGAAGGAUUCCCGCCUCAAAAUAACUCCAACCAGAUUAUUAGAGGCCGCAGAGAGCUUCAAAGAAAAGAAACGGGCAAAGGGACCUGAACAACCCACACCCCCAAUUCAGGAAGAGCCUGAACCUGUUAGCAAUGUCCUACAAGGAGAUGACAUUCUUGCUUUGGCCAUUAAGAAGGAAGACUUGAAGGAGCAACAUAUUCCUCGCCUUACUGAAAAGGAAGAUAAACGCGUCAUUACCCAGAAAUUUAUCAUCCGUAAACUCAAACCCACGGAUCCUAGGAGGAAGGUCUGCCACCUUGUAGCACGUCCUGCAAAUACCGAUGCAGCCACAAAGCCUCUGGACUACUCUGGUCCCGGUGACAGCUUCGAUGGCAUUGACCAGAUCCUGCCCCACCACAUCUUGGGGAGUCUCCAGGACUUUAAGAGAAUUGCACUUGCUCGAGGGAACACCCGGCUGGCUGAGCUGAUACCUACCUCACCCUGUCUGAUGACCCUCAUCUCUGCUAAAGGAGAGUCAAAGCAAAAAGCCCCAAAAGAAGAGAAGAGACCUCCCUGGGCCCCACCUCCUCAGCACAACUUUCUGAAAAACUGGCAGCGUAACAUAGCCCUGCGGAAGAAGCAGCAGGAAGCCCUCAGUGAACACCUAAAGAAGCCGAUCAGUGAGCUGCUCAUGCACACUGGGGAGACCUACAGACGGAUCCAGGAGGAGCGGGAGCUCAUUGACUGCACACUUCCAACGCGGCGUGAUAGGAAAAGCUGGGAGAACAGUGGGUUCUGGAGUCGACUGGAAUACUUGGGAGAUGAGAUGACAGGUCUGGUCAUGACCAAGACAAAAACUCAGCGUGGCCUUAUGGAGCCCAUCACUCACAUCGGGAAGCCCCACUCCAUCCGGGUGGAGACAGGAUUACCAGCCCAGAGGGACGCUUCAUACCGCUACACCUGGGAUCGGAGUCUAUUUCUGAUCUACCGACGCAAGGAGCUGCAGAAAAUCAUGGCAGAGAUGGAUUUCAGCCAGCAGGAUAUUGAUGGCCUGGAGGUGGUGGGCAAAGGGCAGCCCUUCUCAGCUGUUACUGUGGAAGACUACACAGUGUUUGAAAGAAGUCAGGGAAGCUCCUCUGAAGAGACAACAUACUUAGGCACAUUGGCAAGUUCCUCUGAUGUCCCCAUGCCUAUUCUCGGCCCUUCUCUUCUGUUCUGUGGGAAGCCAGCUUGCUGGAUCAGAGGCAGUAAUCCACAGAACAAGAGGCAGGUCGGGAUUGCUGUUCACUUGACCUUUGAAACCCUAGAAGGCGAGAAAACCUCCUCAGAACUGACUGUGGUCAAUAAUGGCACCGUGGCCAUUUGGUAUGACUGGCGACGGCAGCACCAACCGGACACUUUCCAAGACCUGAAGAAAAACAGGAUGCAGCAAUUUUACUUUAACAGCCGGGAAGGUGUGAUUCUGCCUGGAGAAACUAAAACCUUUACCUUCUUCUUCAAGUCUUUGACUGCUGGGAUCUUCAGGGAAUUUUGGGAGUUUCGAACCCAUCCUACUCUAUUAGGAGGUGCUGUGCUGCAAGUCAAUCUCCAUGCAGUCUCCCUGACCCAGGAUGUUUUUGAGGAUGAGAGGAAAGUACUGGAGAGCAAACUGACGGCCCAUGAGGCAGUCACCAUCGUUCACGAAGUGCUGCAGGAGGUGCUGAUGGGGGUCUUGACCCCGGAGCGCACACCAUCACCUGUGGAUGCCUAUCUCACCAAGGAAGACUUGUUCCGACACAGGAAUCCUCAGCUGCAUUACGAGCACCAAGUGGUGCAAAGCCUGCAUGAACUGUGGCGCCAGUACAUGACUCUGCCCCCCAACGCUGAGGAGGCCAGGCCAGGGGACAAGGAGCACGUCAGCCCCAUAGCCACAGAGAAGGCCUCUGUGAAUGCCGAGCUCUUACCGCGCUUUAGGAGCCCCAUUUCUGAACCUCAAGUGCCCCAGCCUGAGAACGAGGCCCUCAGGGAAUCCGGAUCCCAGAAGGCCAGAGUGGGAACCAAGAGUCCUCAGCAGAAGAGCAUCGUGGAGGAGAUCCUGGUGGAGGAAAGCCCAGAUGUGGACAGCGCCAGGAGCCCCUGGGAGCCGGAUGGCCUUCCCCUGCUGGAGUGGAAUCUCUGCUUGGAGGAUUUCAGAAAGGCAGUGAUGGUGCUCCCUGAUGAGAACCAGAGAGAGGAUGCGCUGAUGAGGCUCAACAAAGCAGCCCUGGAGCUGUGCCAGAACCCAAGGCCAUUGCAGUCCAACCUCCUGCACCAGAUGGGUUUGCAGCUAUGGCGAGAUGUGAUUGACAGCCUGGUGAGCCAUUCCCUGUGGCUGAGGUCUCUGCUGGGCCUGCCUGAGAAGGAGACCAUCUAUUUGAAUGUGCCUGAAGAGCAAGAUCAAAAAUCACCUGCCAUCAUGGAAGUGAAGGUACCUGUGGGGAAAGUUGGGAAGGAGGAGCGGAAAGGAGCAGCCCAGGAAAAGAAGCAACUGGGGAUCAAAGACAAAGAAGACAAGAAAGGAGCCAGGGUACUCGGGAAGGAGUCAUGCUGGGGCGACCGUCCCAACAGCAAGAAGCACAGGGCAAAGGACGACAAGAAAGUCAUAAAAUCUGCAAGUCGGGACAGGUUUUCCUCGGAAGACCCUAUCCCUGACAUCAACCUCCCUUCUCAAGAACCCAUAGACCCCCUGGUCAUGGAGAAAUACACCCAGAGGCUGCACAGCGAGGUCCAUGGGCUGCUGGACACCCUGGUGACCAACCUGAUGGUCCUGGCUGAUGAGCUCAGCCCCAUAAAGAAUGUCGAGGAGCCUUUGCGUCUCUGCAGGUGACUCUCGGGCCCAAGCAACCUUCUGGAAAACGGGUUAAUGAAUAAUAAAGAACCUUCAAGUUUCUACUA
Mandrillus leucophaeus (drill) is the source of this 3216-nucleotide messenger RNA. It is a transcript of the gene MYCBPAP, whose product is annotated as MYCBP associated protein. NCBI's taxonomy places the organism in Eukaryota, Metazoa, Chordata, Mammalia, Primates, Cercopithecidae. The record is from RefSeq and is a predicted model, not a curated record. The coding region runs from base 116 to 3148 and encodes 1010 amino acids. The transcript has 19 exons.